Molecule: messenger RNA, 2510 nt
Organism: Cimex lectularius (bed bug)
Lineage: Eukaryota; Metazoa; Arthropoda; Insecta; Hemiptera; Cimicidae
Exons: 14
Coding region: 99-2273 (724 amino acids)
Source: RefSeq, a predicted model, not a curated record
GGAGGACACCAAGUAUCUUUCAAAGCUGUUAGUUUUGAUUAAACAAGUGAUACAAUUAGAAAUAUACCUAUGGAAUUAACGUUUCGAUUAGUACGAGAAUGAGCAUAUCACAAUGGCUCCCUAUAGAAGAUACAGCCAUCCAAGAAUAUAUACACAACAGCAAGAAGCUGAAUGUCCUUGCCGAGACUUUAGAAACGAAAUUGGCAAAUAUGUUAUACGAAGAUGAUAACGCAUGGAAGGAGUUGAAAGAGGUGUGCGACAGCUUGGAAAUUACGGGCAAACUGUUCACAAAAGUAUCUGGAGAUCACAGAGCAGCAAUAGUUGCAAACUAUAAAUGUAAACAUUGGAGGAUUACUAUAAACAAUAAGAGGUUGACCAUAAUGUACACUUUGACUCAUGUCAUUACUAUCGCUCUUGGAAAAUUUUUAGAACAUGAGGAAGAGCUUGUUCAUAUUCUAAAGCUUAUUGUUUUCUUUGAUGCUAUACUCCCUCUUGGAACUGGAGCUGAGAGUAAAACGACUUCUAUUGUAAGAAAUACAUGCCCUUCCAUGCUACUACCGAUGAGAAAAUUAUCUCUAACCAAGAUAUUACAAAUAAUAGCUCAAUUGAGAGCAGAAGUAUGUGGUCAGCAGCUAGUCUACAUACUGAUGAAUAUAAAGGCAGAAACUGAUAGAGGUAAUGACGAUGAUUAUCCUGCAUCUGAUGACUCGAGUAUGGAAGUGUAUAGGGCUUUGACAGAAAACAUGUCACCGGCUCACAUGGGGACUGUUACGACACCAGGAACCGAACAUCCACAGUACAUAGUGUCAGAGGUCUCCAUGCUGGAAAGCCUUAUUGCGAUGGAGUGUCACAAACUGAAGCGACUUUUUGACACUAUUGCAAGGGAAGCCCCUGAUAGGCUUGGUCCUUUUGCCACAAAAGAAUCCAGAUCUUCAGGGGAGUUUAAAAUGAGCAACAGGUUUAAACAGAAAGUAGUUGGUUAUUAUCAAGAAGUCUUAUGGGGCAAUGUAGGGACUUAUGCUGAGUACAGUCUUAUCUGGAAAGGGAUUGGAUUUUAUGGAGAGACGUGUAGCAGAUGGUCAUCUUGGUUAAAACGUUUUACAGUCAAUGUCAGUUUUCCUCAAAUCUUAAAACCAGCGCUUCAGAGUCUUAUAGAUGGACUUUGUGUACACAUCACGACAGUUACGUGGGAUUUUCUUUUUAGAAAAGCCCUUGUUGCAGCAGGCUAUCAAAACAGCACCUAUAUUGUCGAUAAUUACAUGCAUGGAACAAGGGCUGGACUAUUAUUCAAGGAAAUGUUCUCUGAGUUAGUUUCUCUAUCAAACAGUUGUGAAGGCUCCAAUUGGACAGUGGCAGCUCUUGAAGAAUUGCCCCUAACUGAACAAAUACCAAUUCUACAUCGUUUAGACCACUCGAUUCACACUGUGAGGUUGUGGGCAGAGGGUAAAGCACGGCAAUUGUCAAACAUGUGGAACAUGGAUCAAUUUUUCCGAGUUACGCAAGUCGAUGUCUUGUCUUGCUUAUCUGCACUUACAAAGCGACACUUUUCAAACCAAAAUGACCUAUUGGGCCCAGAAUGCAGUGUCCAUGUUAUGGUAUGUGGAAAAAUGAGGGCAAAGCUGGUAUCAGAAGUGCAGGAGAAUUUCAAGAAGCUUCAGGAGGUUCCUAAUGGCAGUGUCGACGUCCUUGCAAAUGUGUGCCGCAUAUUCAGCCUCGCGAAUCUUAAGUUAAUGUUUCCAGAUCCAAAAUAUUGGAAACAAAAUUUUGACGAAAUACCGCAAUAUGCAAGCACUUAUGUUGAGGAUUAUCUUGAAGUGGUGUUAAAACCUGUAAUACAUGCAACAACCGAGCUAGAUGAUUUAGUACAACAGAGAGUAUCUUGUCUCGUCCUUGACAUUAUGUGUGAAGCCUGGCUAGAUCAUAUUUAUAAAUACAAGAUAAGAUUUUCAGAAUGGGGUGCUUUACAACUUUUGGCUGAUUUCGGUGCCGUACCUACAUGGCUAAUGGAGCGUGUCAAAGCGACUCCUAACUUGCUCUGCACAGAAAUGUUGAGGAGGUGUGAAGGUGUGGGGAGACUCCUACUUUCCCAGCCUGGGCAUAGAGUGCCAAUGGUAGACAAGACAAUAAGAAAAUACCAAGGUGAAAGUGAAAGUUCUCCGACGAGAAUGCCACCUGAAAUGUACGUUCCCAACCAGACUCAGUGGUUGGAACUGAGGGCGCCGAGUAAAAAUUAUUUCUCCCUUUGCUGUCCACUACAUUUGAAUGCUUCUUGAUUUAAAGGCCAAGGAGUGAAAGUAAAUGGUCUAUCUUAAAAGCAUAUGAUUAUUCUACUAAAUAAAAAUAAAAUUAUUUUUAAUUAUUAUAAACAUUCCCUAUUUAUUUUGUAUUCUCCUAACAAAUGUUACAAUUAACACAACUUUGGAAUGGUGAUACUCUUUAAUAUCUUUGGAAGGAUAUAAAGGAAAAAAUAUGUAAAAAUACAAGAAGCUAAAUACAAAUUUAUUUAUAUA